Molecule: messenger RNA, 645 nt
Organism: Cyanidioschyzon merolae strain 10D
Lineage: Eukaryota; Rhodophyta; Bangiophyceae; Cyanidiales; Cyanidiaceae
Exons: 1
Coding region: 1-645 (214 amino acids)
Source: RefSeq, a predicted model, not a curated record
AUGCCACGCGGUUUGCAGAGGUAUGCUUUCGUCGAGUUUGCGUCUGGAAGCGCGUUGUUACGGGUGCGGCGGGUGAAGCGUUCCGCGUCAAGAACUAGCCGCACACCGGCACGCUGUGCUGUGUCAGAGCCGUCACCAGCGUCACCGUCCAGUGGCGACCAGCCGACCCAGACAGUGCGUGUACGACCUGAUGAGCGGCCGCUGCGGCUGAAUGCGCUACAGCGCUGGUUGCUCGGCCGACUGAGGCGAAGCCUCGAGCGCCUCUCCCCCGGCAACGUGCCCAACCUGCUUAGGAGCGCCGUCGCGCGGGCGCGUGGUGCCCCCGCGGACCCACCGCCCUUGGACGAUGACUACCUCGACAGUGUGCUGCUCCCAGAGUCAGAUGAGCGGCCCUUUAUAUCGCCGGCACUCCGACGCGUUCUGCGCGACGCGCCUGCGCAGCCUGCCAAGGGCGUUUACACAAGCGACCCGUCGCGGACGUUCUGGGAGCAACUGAUCCUAUGGGCAGGCGUGGUGCUCGUCGCUCUCGCCGUCCUGCGCGUCCUUUGGCUCUUUAUCAGUGCUAUCCUGGGAAUUUCGCUGAGUCUCAUCGUCAUCGCCGUCGUCACCGUGUUCGUUUUCGUGGCGUUCACAAUACUCGGCUAG